CUGUCCUGACGAAACAGAAACAGACAGAUCUCCAAACGAAACCCUUCUCCAAUCCAAUAUUUUUUAUCAUUGUGAAAUAGGUAGUGAAGUUAUAUUCUUCUUCUGCAAUAAACAAUUCCCUGUUAGAACAGUUUGGUGCCAUUUGUAGGGUGAUUAUUUGGUAUAUCAUAAACUAAGCAGUGAAGAAAGUAUUAUGUGUGGCACAUAAGGGUAAACAAUAAUUACGUUUUUAUAAUGUGUUCUUCCACAAUUUUAUCAUUUUUAAAACAAUGGAGGCUUUGGAUCAGGCCUUUCUUGAUCGCACUUUAUGUUGUAUUAAUUAUUGUAUUAGUACCAAUACUCAUAGCCCAUUCAAUAAACAAUGGCUUUAAAAAGUCCGAUCAAGGGGCUUUGGUAGGUGGAGGAUUCGUUCUUCUCGCCGUGCCUAUCUCCAUAUGGCAAAUAACACAACAUGUUGUUCAUUAUACAAAGCCAAUACUACAAAAACAUAUUAUAAGAAUUUUGUGGAUGGUACCAAUAUAUGCUUUAAAUGCCUGGAUAGGCUUGGAGUUUCCAGAACAAUCAAUUUAUGUUGAUUCUCUAAGAGAAUGCUAUGAAGCUUAUGUAAUUUACAACUUUAUGAAGUAUUUGUUGAACUAUCUUAAUGAAGAUCAUGAUUUGGAGGCACUACUGGAAACAAAGCCACAGGUUUAUCAUAUAUUCCCAUUAUGUUGCCUCACUCCUUGGGAAAUGGGAAGUGAAUUUGUUCAUAACUGCAAACAUGGAAUUCUACAAUAUACAGUAGUCAGGCCCAUCACAACAGUUAUAUCAAUGAUAUGUGAACUCUGCGGCGUUUAUGGCGAAAGUGACUUUAGCCCUAAAGUUGCCUUCCCAUACAUGAUCGCCAUCAAUAACUUGUCACAAUUUGUUGCGAUGUACUGCCUUGUCUUGUUCUAUAGAGCAAACAAAACUGAAUUGAAACCUAUGAAACCUAUUGGCAAAUUUUUGUGCAUAAAAGCUGUGGUCUUCUUUUCAUUUUUCCAAGGAGUAAUAAUUAACAUACUUGUCUACUGUGGCGUGAUAUCAACUAUAUUUGAUAUAUCAGAUUCUGAUAAAAUAAAGAUAAUGUCUUCAAAGUUGCAGGACUUUUUGAUAUGCAUAGAAAUGUUCUUAGCAGCCAUAGCCCACCACUACAGCUUCUCCUAUAAGCCUUAUGUGUCUCCACAAAACCCCUCACCGUCGUGCCUCGGAUCUUUCCUCGCAAUGUGGGAUGUGUCUGAUGUCAAGAGAGAUAUAUCGGAGCACCUUGGAGUUGUUGGGAGCUCCUUUAGUCGAAGACUUAGAGGUAAAUCGAUGUACCACAUGGCGCGUGGAUAUGACGAAAGUACAAGAUUGAUGAGCGAGCAACCGAUCCCGUCUAGUUCAGCGCCGAAUCUUUCUGUAGACAUGGAACCUCCACCUGUGGAAGUUCGGCCGUCUGCGUACGGGUCUAUAGAUAACACGGUCACGGCCGUGUCGAUGAACUCUGAAACCGAACCUUUACUCGACCUCGAUAAUAAAACUAAAGACGACCCUAAAGUAUAAAAAUGUGAUACAAAUAACAUGCAUAAUAUCUCAGUAACAAUGUUGACUUAACAAUUAGCUUGCUUGCUGAAGACAGUAAGAUUGUUGUUUGAAUGAUAAAGGCGUAAUACAUUCCCAAUAAAAAAGUAAUAGCUUUAAUUUUGCAAAACAACAAAAUGCAUUGCUUUAAAAUAUGAUUGACAAUUAUAGAAUAAGGAACAUUGAAAGCGAUUCUCAUUGUGAGUGUAUUACGCAACUAAGAUGUUGGUGUUAAUGAGAAAUUGAAGGUAGUAGCUUGGUGCUACUGGAAUAUUACUUUGUAAUAUGUAAUUUGUUCGAAUUCAUCACAAAUAUAUUCUUUGAAAAAAUAUAGGAUGAUAUGACAAUAGAGUAAUAGGUUGUACAUUCCUAGUUUUACAACCAAGUGUUUGUAAGAGCAUCCUGAAACUGUUUUUUUUUGUUGUUUAUUUUAUGAUCUGCGAAUAUAUCUUAUAAUAGAAUUAACUACGAAUAAUAAUAUUAGUAUAAAUUGUGAUAUUUACGUUAAUCUGUAAUUGUAACUAUACGUUAAGUUUUAGAAAUAAAACCUUUGUUUAGUAUAA
Molecule: messenger RNA, 2144 nt
Organism: Helicoverpa zea (corn earworm)
Lineage: Eukaryota; Metazoa; Arthropoda; Insecta; Lepidoptera; Noctuidae
Product: transmembrane protein 184C
Exons: 6
Coding region: 235-1563 (442 amino acids)
Biological process (GO): transport
Molecular function (GO): transporter activity
Source: RefSeq, a predicted model, not a curated record